GCGGGAAUACGGCGAUGAUGGAUUCCUGGGAACUGAAUGGUUCGAGCGCCCAAUGCUGCUGGCCAAUAAAGAUAACACCGCCACAUUACAACAACCAUCGGAGACAGUAACGGAGGUGCAGCUAAGGGCGCUUGAAGUCUCUGGCCGAGGUGGCGUACAGACAUGUAGUCUUGCUGGUGCAAUUUUCAAUAACAAGGACGACAAAAAGGGGCAACAAGACACGCACCGUUUCUAUUUCGAACGAAUCAAGGGCAUCCUAUCCACAUUCCCUGAUACCAGCAACACUCGUUAUCAGUCGUAUUGCGAAGCUGCUGCAGAGUUGCUCACUUACCUCAAUGAGUACAUCACAUUUCUGGAGCAGGUCAGGGACAAGAAAGAGAAACAAAAUUUCAGCCAUAUCGAGGAGAAUCUGUACAAUGCCCUUCAUGAUGGCCCCACACUCACUGAACUGGCCGUUCUCACCUUGUAUGCCGCUGCAAUCACGCACCCAUAUAUGCGAUCUGUUCGUGGACCUGGAACCGAGAACAUCAACAUCCUUGAUCUUGGUCCUUUGCAUGAUGAGGUGAUGAAUCACCUCGAACUUAUUAUUGAGAACCCGCACCUGCUGAUUUCUCCGAACGCCUCAUUUAAACUCGGUGCCCUCGAUGGACAGGAAUGGCAAAAUCCUGGUGCCAUUGAAGCUGUUCACAAGUUAGCAGAGGAGGGCAAGCUGCCUCAUCUUUGCGAGGCCUUCAUUGCAUUUUGUGGAGGUGCACUGGGGACAUGGGAGAGAUUUUCGAUUGAAUUUGAGGCGGGAGUGCCUUCAUGGCAUCAACAAACGAUGCAAAUGAGGCAGUCCGCGGGUCUUGAGGUCGAACAACGUGCUGAUCUUGUACGACAUGAUCAGCAGGAAGUUGCGGCAAAGAGAUGGAGGCGGACAGAACGCACUGAGAAGCGCGCUGAAAAGGGGGCUGCUGAGGACGCUCGGCUGGAUGGGGUAGCCAUGGUGGUGAUGUCCAAGAGUGAAUUUCUCAUGCUCUCGAACGCUGUGCUAACUGAUCAGGUCAAUCUCUGUCGACGACUCGAUCCUCUGGUGCCAAAGAGAUAUACUUUGAAAAACAAGCAAGCUCUUGUCAGUGCAAUCAUGGAGUCUAUUGCACGUAGUACAGGCUCGAUGUCUCAAACUUUGGAGUAA
This is a messenger RNA of Suillus subalutaceus, 1174 nucleotides long. RefSeq lists its product as uncharacterized. The annotation marks the transcript as partial. The record is from RefSeq and is a predicted model, not a curated record. NCBI's taxonomy places the organism in Eukaryota, Fungi, Basidiomycota, Agaricomycetes, Boletales, Suillaceae. The transcript has 3 exons.